AUGUUUAGAAAAUUAUUUCGACGAUUCAGAUUUUCGACAGAUAAACAAGUAGAUUAUUACAAAUUGACCGAUCAAAUUAUGAAUGCCUAAGUUGAGAACGAAGAGUUGAAAUUAGCCAUAUAGAAAAUCAUUUUUGAUAUGAAAUCGGUGACUGAAAGGGCCUAUUAAUUUCCAUUGGUCGAACAGGUGUUAUCUUCAGUCAAAUCUCACUAUUUAUGCGCUGCUGCAGUGGAAUAAUUUGUAGGAUCUAUGUGUAUAGAUUUAAGUUUAAUUUUGGUUAGACACUCCAAAAAAUGAGCAAAUUACAUAAUUAUUUUUAUCUCAUGCAAAAAAGAAUGCUGAUAAUUGGCUUGAAAGAUAGAAUACUGAAUAUCAUUUGGCAUAUCUGAAAAAACUAGAUGCCUCACAAAAAGGAGAUCAAGCCAAAUUUGAUGAUGCAUAACACCAACUAUUAGAAUUAGCGAAUUAAGGGAAUAAACCAGCUUAGCAUUUAGUAGCCAAGGAAAUGUAUAAAGUAGCAAUGAAUAUGAUGCAAUCCAAACAAAGAAAAGAUAGAGAGAAAUUAUUAAAGGAAGCAUACAAAUUAUUUUAUGAUUGCGCAGAGAAUGAAUUCCCUCAUUCUUACUAUUACAUUGGAGAAAUGGCAGAAAGAGGUGAUACUCCUGGAGGAAUAGAUUUGAAAUUUGCACUUGAGUGUUAUUUCAUUGCUGCAGCCUAUGAAAACCCUUAGGCAUUCUUUAAAUUAGCAAAAUUGUACAUUUUUAAGUUAUUUUAUGAUUAGUCAUCGAGAGGGAAUAGUUUGCGAGAAGGAUCAAACUUUAGAAUUCCAUUACACCAAAAAAGCAGCAGAAAUGGGUCUACUGGAUGCUUAACACAAUCUAGGUGUCAUAUACAGGGAAGGCAGAAUAACAAAGAAGGAUGACUUUAAGGCUUUGGCAUGGUUUACUCAUGCUGGAAACUUGGGGUUUCCAUUAUCUUAGGUAUGAAAAUAUAGAAUAAAUUUAGUUUAAUGCUGGAAUGAUGUAUUGGGAAGGUGCAGAUAAGAUCAAAAGCAAUAAAAAGGCAGCUUUAGUUUGGUUUGAGAAGAUCCAAAAGUCAGGAAUGAUUGAUGUUUCUUAAUAAAUUAGACAAUUGGCAAAGGAGAUAGAGAAGGAAAUAGAAGAAGAAUAAUGA
This is a messenger RNA of Paramecium octaurelia, 1173 nucleotides long. The record is from the annotation of a GenBank genome assembly. NCBI's taxonomy places the organism in Eukaryota, Ciliophora, Oligohymenophorea, Peniculida, Parameciidae.